Molecule: messenger RNA, 2955 nt
Organism: Vicia villosa (hairy vetch)
Lineage: Eukaryota; Viridiplantae; Streptophyta; Magnoliopsida; Fabales; Fabaceae
Exons: 3
Coding region: 112-2955 (947 amino acids)
Biological process (GO): DNA integration
Molecular function (GO): nucleic acid binding
Source: RefSeq, a predicted model, not a curated record
GCCAACUUGGGACGAACCGAGACUGAAAAAUUACUUAAUGUCCUAAGAAAAUACCCUACCGCUUUAGGAUACAACAUAUCAGAUCUGAAAGGUAUAAGCCCUUCUCUGUGUAUGCACCGCAUUAUGCUCGAAGACGAUAGUAAAACCUCUAGGGAACAUCAAAGGCGAAUAAAUCCUAUUAUGAGCGAUGUGGUUAAAAAGGAAAUCCAAAAACUGCUAGAAGCUGGAAUAAUAUAUCCUAUAUCUGAUAGUAAAUGGGUUAGCCCUGUUCACGUCGUACCAAAGAAAGGAGGAGUCACUGUAAUCACUAACGCAAAAGGAGAAUCUGUAGCACAACGUACCCAAACUGGAUGGAGGAUGUGCAUUGACUAUAGGAAGCUAAAUAAAGCUACCCGAAAAGACCAUUUCCCUUUACCUUUCAUAGAUCAAAUGCUCGAACGCCUAGCUAAACACUCACAUUUUUGUUAUCUGGAUGGAUACUCCGGAUUUUUCCAAAUUCCUAUCCACCCUGACGACCAAGAGAAGACCACAUUCACCUGUCCUUAUGGUACAUUCGCCUAUAGACGAAUGCCUUUUGGACUCUGCAAUGCACCCGCGACCUUCCAAAGAUGCAUGAUGGCAAUAUUUGCCGACUUCCUAGAUGGAAUAAUGGAGGUCUUUAUGGACGACUUCUCUGUCUGUGGAGGAAGUUUUGAAACAUGUUUAGAAAACCUUGAAAUGGUGCUUAAACGAUGCGUAAGCGUAAACCUAGUCCUUAAUUGGGAAAAAUGCCAUUUCAUGGUUCGACAAGGAAUUGUACUUGGACACAUCGUAUCCGAUAGAGGAAUCGAAGUUGAUAAAGCAAAAAUCGAAAUUAUCGAAAACCUUCAACCUCCCAAAACCGUUAGAGAAAUAAGAAGUUUUCUGGGACAUGCUGGUUUUUACCGACGCUUCAUUAAGGAUUUCUCUAAAAUAACCAAACCCUUAACUGAACUACUCAUGAAAGACGCCGAAUUUGUUUUCACCGAUAAAUGCACUGAAGCAUUUCAAACGCUUAAACAAGCAUUGAUCUCUGCGCCAAUUAUGCAACCUCCCGACUGGAAUGAGCCUUUCGAAAUAAUGUGUGACGCAAGUGAUUAUGCUGUAGGAGCCGUUCUAGGACAAAGAAAGGAUAAGACUUAUGAAAGACUCAUCGCCCAAUUAGAAGCAAAUGAAUUCGAACCAUACCAUCCAAACUCUGAAACCGAGAAAUUAGCUGAAAUAGCUUUAGCCCGAUCUGACGCACCUUGGUAUGCAGAUUUCGUAAAUUACCUAGCUGCUGGUGUGCUUCCUCCUGAUCUAAGCUACCAACAGAAAAAGAAAUUCUUCCAUGACCUAAAACAUUACUAUUGGGACGACCCACUCCUUUUCAAAAGAGGCCCCGAUGGAAUCUUUAGACGUUGUGUACCCGAGGAAGAGAUAAGAAGCAUAAUAACACACUGUCAUUCUGCACCGUGUGGAGGACACCAUAGCACAUCUAGAACCUGCGCCAAAAUCCUUCAAUCUGGACUUUUCUGGCCCAACCUGUGGAAAGACGUCUAUUUUGCUGUACUAAGCUGUGAUAGAUGCCAACGAACUGGAAACAUUUCAAGACGCGAUGAAAUGCCUCAAAAAGGCAUUCUAGAAGUAGAAAUAUUUGACGUCUGGGGAAUAGACUUCAUGGGACCGUUUCCGUCAUCGUUUGGAAAUCAAUAUAUACUCGUAGCCGUCGACUAUGUUUCAAAAUGGAUAGAAGCUAUCGCCUCUCCUACAAACGAUACACGAGUAGUUAUUAAACUUUUCAAAAACGUCAUCUUUCCUAGGUUCGGUGUGCCAAGAUUGGUAAUUAGCGAUGGUGGUUCCCAUUUCAUUUCAAGAAUACUUGAGAAACUCCUUCGAAAAUAUGGAGUAAAUCAUCGAAUAGCCACACCAUAUCAUCCACAAACAAGCGGUCAAGUAGAAGUAUCUAACCGUGAAAUAAAACAAAUAUUAGAGAAAACUGUUGCUAUAUCGAGGAAAGAUUGGUCAACCAAGCUAAAUGAAGCUUUAUGGGCUUAUAGAACAGCUUUCAAAACUCCAAUAGGAACUACCCCAUUCAAACUCGUUUAUGGAAAAUCAUGCCACCUACCAGUAGAGCUAGAACAUAAAGCCUAUUGGGCCAUUAAGAACUUAAACCUAAACUACACUGCCGCUGGUGAGAAACGACUUCUAGACAUAAACGAAUUAGAAGAACUUAGACAAGACGCUUACGAAAACGCCAAAAUCUAUAAAGAGCGAACGAAAAAAUGGCACGACAAGCGUAUAUCUAGGAAAAAUUUUAGCAUAGGCGAUAAAGUGCUCUUAUUUAAUUCUAGGCUAAAAUUAUUUCCUGGUAAGUUACGAUCUAGAUGGUCUGGCCCUUUCGAAGUAACUAACAUAUUUCCGAGUGGAGCGAUAGAAAUCAAAGGCGAAACCGUCAAACCUUUUGUCGUAACUAGUAGACUUGGAUUUGGCAUUGUUAUAUUAAGGUCUGACAAUAGAAGUAGUAGACGAAAAGCUUUUUUCGUGUUAAAUUGCGAGAGGGGUGGGAAGUAUGUACCAACUACCCGGGUGUUAAAGCACGAUGACACGGGAUCGAGAAAGUGUGUGUGUCCGUUUAAGUUGUGCGUGACUCGUAGGAUUGAAGAUUUGUGGCGUUUUAGCGUCAUUUGUGGAGUUCAUAAUCAUGCCUUGGAAAGCAAGUUACACGGACUUCCAAUUGCUUGUCGGUUGUCCCGCAAAGAGAAGGUAGUUAUUUUCGAAUUAUCGACAAUCAAAGUGGCGCCGAGAAACAUACUUUCCGAUUUUAAGCGAAAAAAACCGGAUAGUGUUUCAAAUAUCAAGCAAGUAUACAAUGAACGACACAAUAUUAAAGUCAUGAAAAUGGGCCCGAGGUCGGAAAUGCAACAUCUUUUGAAACUUUUGGGCGAUAACCAAUAG